Molecule: messenger RNA, 754 nt
Organism: Empidonax traillii (willow flycatcher)
Lineage: Eukaryota; Metazoa; Chordata; Aves; Passeriformes; Tyrannidae
Gene: CUNH19orf25
Product: chromosome unknown C19orf25 homolog
Exons: 2
Coding region: 342-671 (109 amino acids)
Source: RefSeq, a predicted model, not a curated record
GUGUCUCCCCGGGGAGGGCACUGAGGGGGGUCUGUCUGUCUUGGGGGGGCAGGGAGGAAUGAAGGGAUCCCCUCUGUUUGUCCUGGGAUGGGGAAGGUGGAAUGUUCUGUCUGUCCAUCCGGGGGGGACAACGAGGGGGCUCUGCCUGUUGUGCUGGGGGGGCCUGGGAGAGAAGUCGGUCUGUCUGUCCGAAGAGCAGCACGGAGGGGUCUGUCUGUCAUAGGGCGAUAGGGAAGAGAAGGGUCUGUCUGUCUCUCUGUCUGUCUGGGGUGGGGGCACCGCAGCCCCCUCACCCACCCUCUUCCCCCUGCAGAGCCCCCCCUACAUGAGCCUCCCCCGUGAUGAGCUCCAAGGCCAAGCGGGUGCUGCCCACCCGCCCUGAGCCCCCCAGCGUGGAGCAGAUCCUGGAGGACGUGCAGGGCACCCACCCGGCCGACCCCGUGUUCGUCCUCCCCGCCGAGCCCCCCCUGGACCACGGCCCCGCUCCAGGCUCCCCCGACCCCGCGGCCGAGGAGCGGGAGCGGCUGUACCGGCAGAGCCGCUCGUACGUGGGGAUGAACCAGCGGCUGCAGCGAUCCCGGGAGCAGCUGCGGGAGCAGCGCCGGCAGCUGGAGCGGGCGGGAGCGGAGCUGGAGCGCGGCAUCGCAGAGAUGAGGGAGAAGGCGCUCUGAGGGCCGGGGUCGGAGCCCUGACCCCUCCUGGACUGUGGUGGGGCACCUCAGGACGCCUCAGGCUGUGGUUUUGUCUUCCCAAA